GCCAACUCCAGCAGCACCACUGUCCAUCAGUACCACCAGCAGAAUCUCAGUAACCACAACCUUAUUCCAGCCCCAAAUUGGCAGGGUCUUUAUCCCACCAUUAGAGAGAGAAAUGCGGUGAUGUUCAAUAAUGAUGUGAUGGCAGAUGUACAUUUUGUGGUUGGGCCACCAGGUGGGACUCAGCAGUUGCCAGGACACAAAUAUGUUUUAGCUGUUGGGAGCUCGGUGUUCCAUGCAAUGUUUUACGGAGAACUUGCCGAAGACAAAGGUGAGAUCCGUAUACCAGAUGUCGACCCUGCUGCUUUUCUCGCUAUGCUGAAAUACAUCUAUUGUGAUGAAAUGGACUUGGCUGCUGUCACAGUCUUGGCCACUCUUUAUGCUGCCAAAAAGUACAUCGUCCCUCACCUCGCCCGGGCCUGCGUCAACCUCCUGGAGACCAGCAUGAGCGCCAAGAACGCCUGUGUCCUCCUGUCCCAGAGCUGCCUGUUUGAGGAGCCGGGCCUGACCCAACGGUGCUGGGAGAUGAUCGACGCGCAGGCCGAGCUCGCCCUCAAGUCUGAGGGGUUCUGUGAUAUUGACUUCCAGACACUAGAAAAUAUCCUCCGCAGGGAAACUGAAUGCCAAAGAAAUGUGGUUUUCGAGGCAGCUCUCAGCUGGGCUGAAGUGGAAUGCCAGCAACAAGAUCUGGCUUUGAGCAUUGAAAACAAGCGCGGAGUGCUCGGGAAGGCGCUUUACUUGAUCCGCAUCCCGACCAUGGCCCUGGACGAUUUUGCAAACGGUGCCGUGCAGUCCGGAGUCUUAACUCUGAACGAGACCAACGACAUCUUCCUCUGGUACACCGUGGCCAAGAAGCCCGAGCUGCAAAGCCCAAGGGGCCUCGUCCCCCAGCGCUGCCACCGUUUCCAGUUGUGCGCCUACCGGAGCAACCAGUGGCACUACCGGGGCCGCUGCGACAGCAUCCAGUUCGCCGUCGACAAGAGGGUGUUCAUCGCGGGCUUUGGGCUGCACGGCUCCAGCUGCGGCUCGGCCGAGUACAGCGCCAAGACCGAACUCAAGCGGCAGGGCGUCGUCCUGGGGCAGAACUUGAGCAAGUACUUCUCAGACGGCUCCAGCAACACCUUCCCCGUGUGGUUUGAGUACCCAGUGCAGACUAAGCAGGACACCUUCUACACGGCCUGCGUGAUCCUGGACGGCAAUGAGCUCAGCUACUUUGGACUGGAAGGCAUGACGGAAGUUCAGUGUGGCAAAGUCACCGUCAACAGCACCGGGGUGCAGGGGCGGCAGAUCCCCGAACUUAUAUUCUACGCUUGA
Molecule: messenger RNA, 1311 nt
Organism: Balaenoptera musculus (blue whale)
Lineage: Eukaryota; Metazoa; Chordata; Mammalia; Artiodactyla; Balaenopteridae
Product: BTB/POZ domain-containing protein 3-like
Biological process (GO): cerebral cortex development; neurogenesis; dendrite morphogenesis
Cellular component (GO): cytosol
Molecular function (GO): protein binding
Source: RefSeq, a predicted model, not a curated record